AAUUCAUUUCAGUCCAGUUCUUCGAACAAGUGACCAAUGCGUACGACGCUCACCUUUGUUCUACUGCUGCUACGGGACGUCAGCUGGACGGCGGCGAAGAGAAAGUACAAUUAUAAGAUGGCUCCUGUCGUAAACAGAGCCGAUUAUGUGCGGGCCUCACGCUUUCGGCAGAUACGAACCAUCGAUUAUGUAUGUGACAUAGAAUGGUCGUACCUCACUCUGGACUGUCACUGCUCGGAUGGGCAUUGCAAGAGGAUGGUAUACCGAUCUAAUCCACGACUUGAGUGCGUCAGUCAACGUGGGUACGGCGAUAUCCGCGCUAGGAAAGACUCAAUCCAUUGCCGCUUCACAAUUUAUGAAACUUCGCUGCAACCCUUUGAUUUGCUGUACACCUUCGGCGACAUUAUGGGUCUACCUAAAACACCAGACUACAAGAUCGUUCCUUUCGAAUCGUUGCUCGGAAAUCGUUGGAAGGACAAUGAUGUUGGCUUGGAAUAUCGCUACUACAUUGCCAGUACAACGUUUUUCGUGCCAGGCACAUACUACGCGCUAUUUGCGCUGCGCAACAGGUCCUCUUACACCACGGAUAUCGCCCUCGGACUGAAGUAUCUCAACGUCAGAAGCUACGUUGUGACCAACGCAAGGACACCGUGCGAGCCCCGCCUUCGAGUGAAAGGUCUUGGACGCUGCGGCCUUCCAGAAGUACUGGAAGAUGGCCGCCUGAGGCUAGAGCUUAAAGUCUCGCCGAGGUCGACAAAACGUGCGACCAGGUUCUGACUUCCUUCUCGAGGUUGCAAUGGCUUACAAUGACAACGUCGUCCGUAGUUCUUUGUACCGGAGAAUAUCCUGCCAAGGACGACCCUAUAGGCGCUGGUGUGGGCGGUUGCUAUUACGGGAAAUGUAAUAUCACCUACGACUUCGACGUAGAUCGGCACUGCGUCCACGACAAGGAACCUGUCAAGAUGAUCAUUCGUCAAAUGUGGCGCAGAAAGUCAUCAACCGUAGAAGUUGUCUACGUGGGAUAUGUUCGCACAACAUCGGAGCAUCUGCUGGUUCGCAUCGCGGGCUUGCCUCUGACUCCCCUCUCCGACGCGAAACGCUCGUGCUAGAUGGAUCAGCGUCUGUAAAUCCACAGUGGCCAGAGGAAGACCUGAGUUACAGCUGGUCCUGCUGGCAGUGCCCUCUAGGGAAUCCGCUGGCGAUUGCGUUCGGCACUGUUGACCACGCGAAGUCAAUUGUGAGGGUCACUGAUAAACUCAACUAUACAGAUGUUGCAGAGGUACUCGAGUUUCGGCU
Molecule: messenger RNA, 1296 nt
Organism: Ornithodoros turicata
Lineage: Eukaryota; Metazoa; Arthropoda; Arachnida; Ixodida; Argasidae
Exons: 5
Coding region: 37-777 (246 amino acids)
Source: RefSeq, a predicted model, not a curated record